Messenger RNA from Leishmania braziliensis MHOM/BR/75/M2904, 1224 nucleotides. RefSeq names its product putative fatty acid elongase. The transcript has a single exon. Gene Ontology annotation, molecular function: fatty acid elongase activity. The coding region runs from base 1 to 1224 and encodes 407 amino acids. Gene Ontology annotation, biological process: fatty acid elongation, monounsaturated fatty acid; fatty acid elongation, saturated fatty acid; fatty acid elongation, polyunsaturated fatty acid. Gene Ontology annotation, cellular component: endoplasmic reticulum membrane. Lineage: Eukaryota; Euglenozoa; Kinetoplastea; Trypanosomatida; Trypanosomatidae. The record is from RefSeq and is a predicted model, not a curated record.
AUGUCAGCCACGUCAUCCAUCUCCGAGUGGGUCAUGGGGUGGAUUAACACUCCAGCCCAUUUCAAGGGCAGCUCUGCGCGCGACUUCCUUGACGCCGCGCCCGACUACCCCUUCUAUGCCGCUAUGCUGUACCUUGUUGCCGUCUUCUCCCUGCCUGGGCUAAUUGAGCGACGUCGGUGGACCUUCAACAUCAAGUACCUCGUCGCCUUCUGGAACCUCACCCUGUCGCUCGUGUCGGUGCUCGGAUCCUAUUACUGCGUGCAGAACCUCUACAAAACGACCCUUUUCGAAAAGGGCUUCCACAAGACGUGCUGCGCGAAGCUGUCGGUACGUCACUCGAAGAGUAUUGGGGGCAAAGAAAUCCAGAACGACUACUACGACCCAAGCCCGGAUGCCGCCUUUGACCACAGCAACAUUCACAAGCACAACCCCCGUAUCGCCACAUACGCGCACCAGGUGCUGGAUAAAAACUAUGAUGGACCGAGCGCGUUUUACACUGCACUGUUCAUGUACCUCAAGACACCCGAGCUACUCGACACGGUCUUCCUGGUGCUCCAGCGCAAGCCUGUCUCCUUCUUGCAUUGGUACCACCACAUCGUCACCGCCAUGUACUGCUGGCAUGCCUCAUACGUGCUUAUCCCAAGCGGCGUCUUUUUCUCCACCAUGAACUACUCUGUGCACUCCAUCAUGUACUUCUACUACUUCCUCGUCAUGAUGGGGCUGCGCAGCUCGAUCCGUCCCUUCGCGCCGGUCAUCACGCUGUUGCAAGUGUUGCAGAUGUUCAUUGGCAUGUACAUCACCGUGUACACGUACUUCCAGUACUGGCUGAGUCCCGAGUACGCCAACACGCUCUUCUUCAAGUUCUUCGACGUGGUGCUCAGCAAUGCCCACUAUGUCUACCACAACGCGAAGAGCGUCGUGACGACUGGCGCGCUGGCGUCGAAGGUGCCUGCGUUCGACAUGUCUGACCGGUUCUGGGGCUGCGACAGCGACCCGACAAGCAUGCGCAUGGGCAUGCUGAUGUACGGCAGCUACUGCGUGCUGUUCGCGGUGCUGUUCAAGGAACUGUACCUGGACAAGCGCGUACACGCGAACAGCCUCGUGCUGGCGCGCAAGGCGCAGCAGGCGAGGAAGAACAAGGCCGAAAACGAGAUAAAUGGCAACGGCGGUGCCGCCUCCACCGUCACUAAUGAGAAGUCCACAAAAAGGUGUAAUGAUGCAUGA